GUUCAAUUUGACCCAUUUUUGUCCAUUUUAAGUCAAUUUAGUCAAACUUCCGCCAUUUCUAAGCCUCAUUAAACGUUACACAUACCAGCCAACGAAGCUUAACCAUCUCGAACAAUCAAGCUACGCGCAGCGAAACAAGCUAUCGAGGAGCUAUGCUAAGGAUUGACGACACUACUGAAACAAAGCUUCACCGUCGGACCAUGCGGCAGCUCAGAUGAGCUCAACAAAUUUCGCCCAAGCCCAGCAGCGGUUGGCUGCGCGUCGAUUGGCACGUGAACGAGACGCACAAGCUCAACUUGCUGCCACCCGUCAAGCAUCGCGAGCCUGGUCAGAGGUAACGCGUUUGCCAUAUCCAUUGAAUCGAUUCGGAGCCACGUCCCUGUCGGCAUGGGAGGUAAUAUCCUCACGCGAAGGCACGAGGCCAGCCUUUCGAGUCGGUCAAGUCGAUGCCGAGCUAUUGGACGAAGACCUCGUAGGUCAGUUGAGGGACCAGGUCGGCGAAGCGUUCAAAUACUUUGGAGGAAACAUCAAGGAUGACUGGUCGGCCGAGAUACUGCUCGCACUCCGUACCAUUCUCUUCAAACUUACGGUGUGGGAUCAUGACGCGACUUAUGGUGCUGCUUUGCAGAACCUCAAAUAUACCGAUGCAAGGCGUGAUGGACCCAUCCUGACACCCCCCACGAAGUGGCAAAAGAGCCUCUACGGCCUUAUAACCGUGGGGGGCAAGUACGGUUGGACCAAAUGGGAGAACUGGCUUCUAGAUCGAGAUAAUGGAUACGAUCAACCUUCACCAACGGUCCAACGACUUACAAAAGUCACAUCAAAGAUUACUACUCUACAUUCUAUAGCGGCCUUCGCCUCCUUUCUUGCCUUUCUACUACAUGGAAGAUACCGUACCAUAUUGGAUAGAGUACUGAGAAUGCGCCUCGCUCCACCCACCAGUCAGGUCACCCGUGAAGUUUCUUUCGAGUAUCUCAAUCGACAGCUAGUGUGGCACGCGUUUACCGAAUUCCUACUCUUUGUGUUACCUUUGGUGGGUAUUAACCGGUGGCGUAGAUGGCUCAGUCGCACAUGGAGGAAGACAAAGGAGAUCAUCAACGUUGGCACAACAGAGGGUGACGAUAGCGGCAAGCAAGGCGACUAUGCAUUCCUACCAGAGCGUACGUGUGCUAUUUGCUACCAAGACCAAAAUUCAGCUGUAUCGGAAAAUGAAGUUCUAGCUGCCGCAGCCUCGAGCGGAGUGGUAGGAUCGGCACAGACAGACAUCACUAACCCAUAUGAAACCAUCCCGUGCGGCUGCAUAUAUUGUUUUGUAUGCCUUGCAACUAGAUUGGAGCGCGAAGAAGGGGAGGGUUGGACAUGUCUUCGGUGUGGCGAAUUAGUGAAGGAAUGUAAACCAUGGAAUGGCGAUGUCCUGGAACAACAAAUCAAACCACCGGCACCAACUACAAAGCAUGUUGGGUUUAUUGACGAUCAAAAACCCUCUGUUGAUCUCCUGCAGGAGGAGGAUGAUACUCUGCGUCGGUCUGAGAAUACAACUACAGACGGGCAACCUAUAGCUGAGCCCGAAGACAGCGACUCGGAGGGAUACGAGGAAGAAGAAGCUGAAAUGAACGGUGACUUCGACGACUGAUUAUCAUUUCGUCAUCUACAUAUGGCAUCGCAAGACCAUUACCACCUUGUCAAAAUAGACAAGGGCUCGGCUCGGGACCUCCUAGCUACAAUAUUAGAGGACCGCCUAUACUCAUACCGUUGAUGGUGUACUGCAGCUAUUAAGCCACAACGCAACGUCGCGCAUUAUGAUCAACCUUGUCGUAUCAAAAAAGGGCAACUUGCUGGCGUCUAGAACCGAUUUCGCCGACCGCUAUAUUAGCCCACACCUCUCCAUUUCACCUAGCUGUCGGUCUACUUCGACGUGUUCCCUCAUGCGUUCAAUCUCCUAGAACCAGUCAAAGAAAAGAACGGUUCUGCACCCCCUUUAUUCCGACACGUGUGUGUGGCUACUUGUUGUCGUGUCUUACUUCGCAAGUCGGUCGUGAGAUAGCCUAUUGCCUGACCCCGGUUUCAGGGGUGGCGGUUGGGAGCACCAGUAAGGAUAAGCCAGGAGGUAUAAUUCAUGAAAUAUGCGGUUCAGCUCAUAAGGGCCUCCCGUCCGGCAUAAGUUCCAUCCACUACUACCUAGUGCUCGACGGUUCGGUAUCUCGGGCAGGCGCCGAGACUCCGCUAUAGCCCUACGCCUCCCAUCU
Messenger RNA from Annulohypoxylon truncatum, 2246 nucleotides. Its product is annotated as Pex12 amino terminal region-domain-containing protein. The transcript has a single exon. Gene Ontology annotation, biological process: protein import into peroxisome matrix. The record is from RefSeq and is a predicted model, not a curated record. Gene Ontology annotation, molecular function: zinc ion binding. Bases 215 to 1633 code for a protein of 472 amino acids. Lineage: Eukaryota; Fungi; Ascomycota; Sordariomycetes; Xylariales; Hypoxylaceae. Gene Ontology annotation, cellular component: peroxisomal membrane.